This is a messenger RNA of Nerophis ophidion (straightnose pipefish), 1926 nucleotides long. RefSeq names its product coiled-coil domain-containing protein 1. The transcript is spliced from 3 exons. NCBI's taxonomy places the organism in Eukaryota, Metazoa, Chordata, Actinopteri, Syngnathiformes, Syngnathidae. Bases 46 to 1554 code for a protein of 502 amino acids. The record is from RefSeq and is a predicted model, not a curated record.
GUUUGUUAUCUUCAGCCAAUAAAGGCAGGGACAAGUUUUUAUGCCAUGCUCUUUAUUAAGGCAGCGGCAGAGACCAGGACACUCCAGUACGGACACAAACAGCAGACAGACUGUAUCCAGUGCGAAAGUACUUUACCUUGGACAUCAAAGGGCACAAACACAACCAUGAUCAACACUUUCAUUCUUUUCCUUCUGCUUGUUGGAGGCAACAGUCAAAUGACUUCAGAGCCAAUUGAUGAUUCAACCGAUAGUACUACGGAUGGUCCAACCGAUGGUCUGACCAAUGGCCUGACUGAUGGUCUGAUCGAUGACCUGACCGAACAUCUGACCGAUGGCCUGACCGAUGACUUGAUUGAUGGUCCGACCGAUGGCCCAACCAAUGACCUGAUCGAUGGCCUGACCGAUGACCUGAUUGAUGGUCCAACCGAUGGCCCAACUGAUGACCUGAUCGAUGGCCUGACCGAUGGUCUGACCAAUGACCUGACCGAUGGCCUGACCGAUGAUCUGACCGAUGGCCUGACCGAUGACUUGAUUGAUGGUCCGACCGAUGGCCCAACCGAUGACCUGAUCGAUGACCUGACCGAUGUCCUGAUUGAUGGUCCGACCGAUGGCCCGACCGAUGGCCUGACCGAUGACCUGACCGAUGGCCUGACCGAUGACCUGAUUGAUGGUCCGACCGGUGGCCCAACUGAUGACCUGAUCGAUGGCCUGACCGAUGGCCUGACCGAUGGCCUGACCGAUGACCUGACCGAUGGCCUGACCGAUGACCUGAUUGAUGGUCCGACCGAUGGCCCAACUGAUGACCUGAUCGAUGACCUGACCGAUGUCCUGAUUGAUGGUCCGACCGAUGGCCCGACCGAUGGCCUGACCGAUGACCUGACCGAUGGCCUGACCGAUGACCUGAUUGAUGGUCCGACCGAUGGCCCAACUGAUGACCUGAUCGAUGGCCUGACCGAUGGCCUGACCGAUGACCUGACCGAUGGCCUGACCGAUGACCUGAUUGAUGGUCCGACCGAUGGCCCAACUGAUGACCUGAUCGAUGGCCUGACCGAUGAUCUGACCGAUGGCCUGACCGAUGACUUGAUUGAUGGUCCGACCGAUGGCCCAACCGAUGACCUGAUCGAUGACCUGACCGACGUCCUGAUUGAUGGUCCGACCGAUAGCCCGACCGAUGGCCUGACCGAUGACCUGACCGAUGGCCUGACCGAUGACCUGAUUGAUGGUCCGACCGAUGGCCCAACUGAUGACCUGAUCGAUGGCCUGACCGAUGGCCUGACCGAUGACCUGACCGAUGGCCUGACCGAUGACCUGAUUGAUGGUCCGACCGAUGGCCCAACCGAUGACCUGACCGAUGGCCUGACCGAUGACCUGAUUGAUGGUCCGACCGAUGGCCCAACUGAUGACCUGAUCGAUGGCCUGACCGAUGGCCUGACCGAUGACCUGACCGAUGGCCUGACCGAUGACCUGAUUGAUGGUCCGACCGAUGGCCCAACUGAUGACCUGACCAAUGACCUGACCGAUGGUCCAGAUGACUUAUCAGGCUUCACUGUUUAGUUGGACGAAGGCAUUGAACUUUCCGUUGGGUUUCGCAAUGGCAAAGGAAUUAAUGAUCGCCUCCUUGUUAUCCAAUUAGUUGAUGGCGAAGUCAAAGUAAUUCCGACCAAGGCGUCAGACUCUAAUACUUUAGAAAGCGCUCAGUCGUUUAUCUGAAUUAGAACUGCAGCAAUAUUAGUUUGGCAGUUAUUUCUGACAUCAUGUUCCUGUUGUACCUUUCUAACUGUCAUUCUAUUACUGACCAUUGGGGGCGGUGUUUGUGUUUCUUUCUUUGGAAAAGUACAUCUGAUAGAAAAUCAUGAAGUCUUUGAGCUACCUGGUACGUGCAUUCUUUUCCGGUCCUCAAUCAAUCAAUAAAAUUAUGUAAACAAA